CCUCCACUCUGCACUAACAGCUGAAGAGUGAAGUGGAACAGGCGAAGCGUUGGCAGUGAGAAACGAAGGGUUGCUUUUGGCUCACAUCUAAACCAACAACUAAGCCUCUACUGCACAGCACCAAAGUGUAUAGAAAUGGGCUGUAGGCUACCUAAGCCACGUGGUUCAGAUGAGGCUCCAGGAAAGAUCUAUUCGACCCUAAGGAAAGCCCAGGUGGAGACGCACACUGGAGUGGCCUACACAUACCACUUUCUGGACUUUCUUUUAGGAAAAGAAGAGGUGGCAGUGUCGUCGUUGCUGUGUCUGUCCUCUGUAAGAGAGUUACCUGUGCAGGUGUGCGAGUUGUAUCAGCAGGGUUUUAUCCUGGCAGCUGUUCAUCCAUUUGUUCACUCGUGCGGGCCUGCUGGAGCAAACCUACAAAGGCAGCUACACCGUGCAGUGCUCAUCAGAGAGACAAACAGCUGUUCAGAGAAUGGCACACUGAAAUGCGUGAGACCUCGUCUGGAGACAGACGUCUGUUUCUCUGGCCUUCAAGCACCUGACCCGGGAGUGAUUCAGGGCUAUGUGAAAAAGGUGCAGGACCUGGCUGAUUCAGGGGUCCUGUUUGUGGGCUUUCUGCAGCAGCCUGGUGGGGGGCCGUGUUUUCUGGGUCACGGUGACAAUGACGAACUCUCCUCUCUUCACUCCAGUCCCUCCCCCAUACACGAACACACACAAGCCCCAGCGAUCAGCCCAACCAGCCAGGACAAACAUAUCAACCACUGCAAGAAUGAGGACAACCAAAUGCAGAGCUAUAAAAACAAGGCCUCUCCAAGCCAGGACUAUGGAAGUGAGGCCAGACUGCAGCAAGAGCAAGAAACCUGCCAAUGCCAGAAUCACCAGAAGUCUUUUCCUGUUCAACACCAAAGUUCAGACCAUCAAUACCCUGAGGCUGGUAGACAAGAGGACGGAGACAGAGGACAGAGGACAGAGGACGACACACACCAAGACAGAACAGAUGAGCCCAGAUCCAGCUCAACAGAACCAAAUCUGGCUGAAGGGGAUUGUCCCCUUCAGGCAAACAGUGAAAGCCAAAGGCCAGAGAACCCAGAGUGGAUCAAGAAUCCUGACAAAGCUGGAAAACAGCCUGGAACCACCCAGUCCCUCAACCGUGUGCAGGUGUUCGCUCUCUAUAACCAUGCUGUGGUGCUCUCUGGGUCGCCAAGGUUCUAUUCUUUGAGAAUUCCACUGCAGGUGCACGAGGAGGCAGGGCUGAUCACUACAGUCGACACUCACUGGCUUGAUCACAUGACCCAGCACUUCAGAAGCGGCGCCCAACUCAUUGAUGGCUACUUUCAUAUAGGAGAUGAUGCGGAGUCGUCCUCCACUAUAGAGAGUGUGUUCAUAUUCCAGAGUGCAUCUGAUGACAUCAUGACGGCUACUACGUACGACGCAAUCGUAGUUGAGCAGUGGACGGUCAUUGAUGGCGUUGCUGUAAAAACAGACUACAUCCCUUUGCUGCAGUCUUUAGCUCCAUACGGAUGGAGGCUGAUGUGUGUGCUGUCCACUCCCAUAGUCAAAACAAACAGUGAUGGCAGUUUAGCCACAAAACAGAUCCUCUUCCUCCAGAGACCUGUGCUGUCCCGCAAGAGAAGAGACUUCACGAGGCUUCACCUCAAAGGUCGCGACAAGAGGAACUUGAAUAAUAAAGAGACAGUAGGGAGGGAAAUACUGAGUGCUGCAUCUCCGGCGGUGACGGUGGAGAAGGGAACGGAGAGAAUGAUGAAGGAGAGUGAGAGCUGCAUGAAGGAUGAAGAGAUGGAAAACGAACAGUGUGUGAGAGAGAGCCUGAAAAGGAUUGGUGAUGAUGCAAGGACUUUAACGGAUGUUCAAAAUAGAGAUGUAGCUCAAGAAGAAAAGGUGGAGGUGAAGAGUGCAAGCACCAAUCAGGACGCAAAGGGUGGAGUCAAACGUGGCUCACAGGAAGAGGAAGUGAGGCUGCUGGGCCCAGAGCGAGCGCUGUUCUCUGGUGUGUGCUGAGUCAGGUGCUUUAUUGAAUUAUGAUUGUGUAACCACUCGUCUCAGUACCGGUUUUAACAUGCUCUCAUUAGUGUUGCCUCACCGGUUCCCCUCCAGGGAAUCUCUGAUGCCAAAUCAAGGAUUGUUCCAGUACUGGUUUUGCUCAAGUGAAGGGUGUGAAGGGUGUUAAGGGUGUUAAGGGUAGUAGGGGAAAGUGAAGUUAUAUCAGCAGUCAUGUAUGAGAGAUGUAGUAGUUUGGAAGCCCAGAAAAUCAAAUGGGAUGUUUUUGAUAUCCAUCCAUCCAUCCAUCCAUCCAUCCAUCCAUCCAUUUUCUAAGCCGCUUCUCCGUCAGGGUCGCGGGGGGGUGCUGGAGCCUAUCCCAGCAGUCUUCGGGCGAAAGGCAGGAUACACCCUGGACAGGUCGCCAGUCCAUCGCAGGGAUGUUUUUGAUAUGUUAAACAUUAUUAAGUAGUUUACAGAUACAGCUUUAUAAACAGCUUUGUCCACCAUAAUCUUUAGGCUCAAAAGGAGAAAUGCAUCAGGUCACAAUGAUAACCAGGCAAGUUCUGCUACUGAAGUCGGCACUUGUCCACAGAACUCCAGUCUAAUGUCCUUCACUUGAGCCAAUAAAAUAAUGUAACUUCUUAAGAUUGCCCCAGGGUUUCGACUGAGGGGAAAUGAUGAGGCCAAGUAGUUAAGGGGUUGUUAGAACUGGGCAGCUGCAAUCAGCUUUGUUCACAAUUUUGUUUUUUUUUUUAGGUUUUAAAAAGGGAAAUGAGUCAGGUCACAGUGAUUACACUUAAGUUCACUUGAAAGGCUCUACACUACUGCUCUCCAAACUUCUUCAGACAUCUUGAAAAAACACAAUUUGUGUUACAGGGUCUGCAUGGCUAACAGAUUAGCUUACUGUGGCUGACCUAGCAGAGGGCAAGUGCGUUCAGAUUGAAUAACCGCACUGGAGUGAGUCAAAGUUGGUGAGGGCAUAUUAAAACUACUGAAACAGGCUCUAUAUGUACAUUUACAUUGAGUUGUCAGUUUAUUUACGUUUUAAGUGUGUUUUGGAGUUUAGUACUUGCUGACUGUGGCUCCUCUGCUGCUGCAUAAUUUAUCAGCUUUCCUCUACCUCAUCCAACCUUGUAAAACAACCAUCACAGGACCACCGCUGACUGGUUAUUUGCGUGGUGCUAUGGUACUGUGUGUGGCACUGGUGCGAGUGUACCAGUAGGGUUUAAAUACUUUCACAAUUACGCCUCAUUUUCCAACCCUCUGCCACUGGCAUCACUGACGCUGCCCUCGUCUGGUUCAUCUCCUGUAUUACUGAUAGAUUUCAGUGCCCUACCUGAACACAAAUGCCGUAACACAAGGGCCCCCCCCCCCAGAUUAGUCCUUGGCUCUGACCUUUUUUAUUAUCUGUGUUGCCUCUUCAGAUCAUUUGUCACCAUGGUCUUCAUUUUUUCUACUGUUGACAAUAAUUAGAUCCAUAUGUGUACCAAGGCUACCACUAUCCUUCUCCUACUUUGCUAUAAUCUUAUUAAUCUUAAUCCAUAGUAUCAAAGACUGUAUUCUCAAUUUAGACAUUGUGACGUCUUCUGUAGUUUAUAACUUCAUUCCGCAUUAGGGAACUGGUCAAAACUGCUUUUACCUCACUCCUAAUACUGCAUGAUUUUGCCCCAUGCUCAUCAUGAUGUUGAAACUCUGGUCUAUGUUCUCAUGUCGACCUGUCUAGACUACCGCGUCUGUUUUCAUUGGUAUUCCUGACAUAACCAUCCACUGUCUUUGGUAUCUUCAGAGAGCUACCGGAAUUCUCACGUUCUAAAAAAAUCUAUCACCCCAAUUCCAUUUCAGUUACCCUGAUUAUCUUUCCGGGUACAUUGGACAUCUUUCAGCAUCAUGGCUCUUAAAUUAUGCAACACAAUCUCUUCAACUUGUCCUUUAAAGCUCAGUAUAAAUCUCUUGCUCUUCUCUCAACUUUCAUUUUCCUCGUCACUCCAGUCAAUUUCUAUCUCUCUCCAGUUGUUGAUAUUGUCCAUUGCUGCUUUUGUAAAGAGACCUAGGAAGUGUGGGAGAGGCACCAUUAUUAUUAUUAUUAUUAUUAUUAUUAUUAUUAUUAUUAUUAUUAUUAUUACCGUGCUUUUCCUGUGGUCAGAACGGUCAACCACCCAAGUAAUAUGUGUCAUCCCUUUCCAUUAACUAUCAAAGUCGAUAAAUUGUGUAACAACAGAUGAGCUGCAAUUAGUAAUUGUAAACCUAUAGUGUGUAUAUGGUUCGUGUAGCUGAUAAUAUGCUGUGUUGGUGUAUGUACUUAAUGAACUGGCAACUCUUUGAAUGGUUUUAUUAGAAAUUACUCUCAACUGUGAGGAUACAGUGUUUCUAUAUAUAGCUUUUUAUAGCUCCUUCCUUAAUUUAAAAGAAAAUAUGACUGCGUUGUUACAGGCUGUGCAGCAGUGAGGAGCCUGUUAUGCAUAAAGCCAUUCUGAUAUACUGAAAACCUCUUCAUUUCUGUGCAAGUUGAAAGAUGAGUCUAUAACGUGUGUACAAAUGUAUCUGUAAAGAUGUCUAUACGUGUGUAAUUAUUAAUAUAAACACU
Messenger RNA from Pygocentrus nattereri (red-bellied piranha), 4585 nucleotides. It is a transcript of the gene rftn1a, whose product is annotated as raftlin, lipid raft linker 1a. Lineage: Eukaryota; Metazoa; Chordata; Actinopteri; Characiformes; Serrasalmidae. The transcript has 10 exons. The coding region runs from base 136 to 2019 and encodes 627 amino acids. The record is from RefSeq and is a predicted model, not a curated record.